This is a messenger RNA of Pomacea canaliculata, 968 nucleotides long. RefSeq names its product endo-1,4-beta-xylanase A-like. The record is from RefSeq and is a predicted model, not a curated record. Gene Ontology annotation, biological process: carbohydrate metabolic process. NCBI's taxonomy places the organism in Eukaryota, Metazoa, Mollusca, Gastropoda, Architaenioglossa, Ampullariidae. Gene Ontology annotation, molecular function: hydrolase activity, hydrolyzing O-glycosyl compounds. The coding region runs from base 49 to 774 and encodes 241 amino acids. The transcript is spliced from 8 exons.
UGACUAUUUUAAAGGCAAAAUCUGUGAAAAGUUGAAGUUGGUUUCAACAUGGCGAAGUGGACAGCACGGGUCCCGUGGCUCCUUGGUCUCCUCGCAGUCAGUCUGGGCGCCGAGCUGCUGACCAACGGAGGGUUUGAAUCCACGUCCAACUGGGACUGCUGGGGCAUUCAGUGCACACUCACCGACAACAAACACUCCGGCCAGCAUGCCUUGGAGGUGACAGGCAGGGAGCAGACAUGGCAGGGACCGUCUCAGACCAUCGAGGUGCAGCAGGGCCAUAGCUACACUGUCAGCGGCUACAUUCGCCUGCUGAACGACGACAACCAGGGUCAGACAGUGCAGCUGGAGGUCAACUUAAAAUUCGAGGACAACACCGAUGACUAUGCAACGGUUGCCGAGCAUACGGGUGCGAGAGUUAGUGACGGGUGGAUCCACCUUACAGGGAAAUUCUCCGCCCCUGAUAAAGCCAUCAAGUCUGCUAGAAUCUACUACCAGGGGCCUGCACCCGCUGUUAACUUCGUCGUUGACGAGACCUCCGUGCAGUCAACGUCUCCUUCCGGUGCGAGCCCGAACGUCGAUGACGCCAUCAACAGACUGCGCAAGAGCGACAUGCACUUUCCAUGUUACGACAGCCGCCGGCGUAGACAAGAGACAAGUCCAAAUCCACAUUGUCCAGAAAAAGAAGGCAUUCCCAUUCGGCAUGGCAGUGGGCGUACCCUACUACAACAACCCGGGUAUGACGAAAUACAGGGACUUCAUUCACCAGCACUUUAACUGGGGUGUGCCCGGCAACGCUCUGAAGUGGUAUGCCAUAGAGGGCACACAGGGAGCUAGAAACUACAAGCCAGCGCUGGACUUCAUAGACGGUCUACACAGACACGGCAUGAAGGUCAGAGGUCACUGCCUCUUGUGGGCGGUGGAGUCGACGGUGCAGAGUUGGGUCAAGGCGCUUUCAGUUGAUGAUCUGC